UUUCUUUCCUCUGCUCAAAAUGACCAUUCUUUCAUCUCUUCUUCUGCUUGGCUUCGUGUCAAUCUUGGGCGUGCAGGUAUCUGGCCUAGUGCUCCAUGAGUCUCUCCCAGGCGUUCCGGCAGGAUGGAGCGUCUCCGACGUUCCUAGCGACUCGUCGCAGAUGGUGUUGCAAGUCUCUCUGUCGCAGCAAAACAUUGACCAGCUAGAGACGAAGCUCGCAGCAGUAUCCACACCAGGUUCCCCCGAAUAUGGACAAUAUCUCGACGCCGAUGAGGUCAAUGCAUUGUUCGGCGCCAGUAAUGAGAGCUCCGCUGCCGUCGAAUCGUGGCUAAAGGCUUCUGGCGUCACCCAAUACGUCGCACAAGCUGGAAGCUACUGGUUCCAGGCCGAUGUCGGCACUGCCAACUCCAUGCUUGGGACUACUUUCAAAACCUACAAGGACAGCACUGGAAAAACCAAGCUCAGAACGACCAAGUACUCCAUUCCCGAGGACUUGGUCGGCCAUGUCGCCCUUGUCUCUCCGACGACCUACUUCGGAAACACGAAAGCUAUGAUGCCAGCACGAGCGGAGGACCGCAAGCAAUUGGCCAAACGAGCUACACCACCAGCCGAGUGCGAGCUGAGCGUCACCCUAGACAACGAGACAUACGUAGCCUUCGGGCCGGCUUGCCUCAAGACCAUUUACAACAUCAACAACUAUACUGCAGACCCCAGUUCCGGCAGCGAGAUUGCUUUCGGCUCAUUCCUGAACCAGAGUGCCAGCUACUCCGAUCUAUUUCUGUUCCAGGGGAACUUCAGCAUUCCUGAGCAAAACUUCUCCGUCAUUCUUGUCAACCCUGAAGAUGGUGCAACUGCCUAUCCUCAACCGCCUCUUGAUGCGAAUGAUGGCGAAGCCAACUUGGACAGCCAAUACAUCUCAGGCAUCUCACACCCAUUGCCCUUCAGCGAGUACAUCACCGCUGGCAGCCCCCCAUACUUUCCCGACCCAGUAGAGCCAGCCGGCACACCAAACGAGAACGAGCCUUAUCUGCCCUACUACGAGUACCUCCUCACUCAACCAACACUUCCACAGGUUAUCACCAACUCUUAUGGUGACGAGGAGCAGACGGUCCCGGAGACAUACGCUGUGCAGGUGUGCAACCUGAUUGGACUGCUAGGACUUCGUGGAAUCUCUGUCCUCCACUCUUCUGGCGACGAGGGAGUUGGUGCUUCCUGCCUCUCUACCGAUGGCUCCGUUGCCCAAUUUAAUCCAAUCUUCCCUGCCACAUGCCCCUACGUCACCAGCGUUGGUGGACUAGUCUCUUUCACCCCAGAAGAAGCUUGGGUUGGGAGUUCUGGCGGCUUCAGCAAUUAUUUCAAGCGCCCCUGGUACCAGAACAAAGCAGUGAAGGCAUACCUUGACAAGUACAUCAGCGCCGAGACCAAGUCAUACUAUUCCGCAUACACCAACUUCUCCGGCAGAGGCUUCCCCGACGUGUCUGCACACUCCCUACACCCCGACUACAUUGUAUAUCAAGGCGGCGAGGAAAAUCUGUCUGGAGGCACCUCGGCCGCUGCGCCUGUGACGGCCAGCAUCAUCGCGCUGCUCAACGAUGCACGCCUCCGUGCCGGCAAGCCCGCUCUUGGCUUCUUGAACCCAUUCAUCUACGCCUACGGCUACAAAGCGUUCACGGACAUCACCUUGGGGCAAUCCGAUGGCUGCAAUGGCAACGACACGCAGACCGAGGAACCGAUCCCAGGUGCGGGUGUCAUUCCCGGCGCUCACUGGAACGCGACCCCGGGUUGGGAUCCCGUGACUGGAUAUGGAGCGCCAAAUUUCGGCAAACUCCUGCACCUGGUCAACGGCCAGUAUGGUUGGUAAUUGUUCUUUUCCAACCCACUUUAUAGUGAAAAUUUCCAUCACCACCCAUUUCCUUAACCCAACCUGUGACAUUUAACUUCACGCCGCGCCUAUUGCCCUUAUUAGUGGCCUUGUACAGCUCUACAUCUUCCAGCGUAGCAGGUUGGAUUGAAAAAAUGGCCAAUGAACUUUUUUUUCUGAAAAAAUGAGAUAUGAAUACGGGCUAAACGUAUAUGAACAACUGCAUUUUACUAGGAACCCAUCUAGCUAUAUAUAGGAAAACCCUAUUCGCAUACUAGAGAGUAUAUUACUAUUGUUC
Messenger RNA from Mytilinidion resinicola, 2159 nucleotides. RefSeq names its product subtilisin-like protein. The transcript has 3 exons. Gene Ontology annotation, molecular function: serine-type endopeptidase activity; tripeptidyl-peptidase activity. NCBI's taxonomy places the organism in Eukaryota, Fungi, Ascomycota, Dothideomycetes, Mytilinidiales, Mytilinidiaceae. The record is from RefSeq and is a predicted model, not a curated record. The coding region runs from base 20 to 1861 and encodes 613 amino acids. Gene Ontology annotation, biological process: proteolysis.